AUGAAUGAGAAGAACCAGACGUGGGUCAGUGAGAUUGUUCUCUUGGGGUUUCAGAAUCUCCACAACUUCAAGGUUCCCCUGUUCUCUCUGUUCCUUCUGAUUUACAUUCUGACAGUUUGGGAGAACGUCCUCAUCAUAGUGUUGGUGGCCUUCAGCCGGAACCUCCACUCCCCCAUGUACUUCUUUCUCCAGCAGUUGGCCCUGACUGACCUUCUGGAGGCCUCAAAUAUUGUUCCCACCCUGCUCCAAACUGUAAUACAUGAUGGGGCCACAGUGUCUCUUGUUGGGUGUUUAACACAAAUGUAUUUUUUGGGAGUUUUAGAAGUUUUUGAAUGCAUAUUUCUAGCAGUAAUGGCCUAUGACAGAUACGUGGCCAUCUGCAUCCCCCUGAGAUACACUUCUAUAAUGUCCCACAGGGUUUGUGUUUACCUUACUGUUCUUUCAUGGCUGCUUUCAUUAAGUUCUGAAAUCAUUUUUAUACAUAUGAUUGGUUCCCUCCAAUUAUGUCACCAAAAUACCAUUAACCAUUUCUUCUGUGAUUUCUUUCCAUUUCUAGAACUUUCCUGCUCAGAUACUUUUUUCAUAAAAAUGAAUGCAGUUUUGCUCUGUGUGUUCGUUAUUUUACUUCCCCUGAUACUCAUCAGUGUAUCAUAUAUGUGUAUUGCCCAUGCAAUCCUAAAGAUAGUGUCCCAUACCGGGAGGCAAAAAGCCUUCUCCACCUGCAGCUCCCACUUGGCCGUGGUCUCCAUGUUUUAUGGGACUCUGUGCAGCGUUUAUGUGGUUCCCCCUGGAAACCAAUCCCAGACCAUAAGCAAAGUUCUUUCUCUCUUGUACACUGUAGUGACCCCAUUGAUUAACCCAUUGAUUUAUUGUUGGAGAAGUACCGAUAUGACAGAAUCCCUCAAAAAGCACAAAGAUAGAAUAACUGACUAUAAAAAUAUGGGGAUGAAACCCUUUUUGAUUUACCUUCUACACAUCAGAUCUUAG
Molecule: messenger RNA, 987 nt
Organism: Xenopus tropicalis (tropical clawed frog)
Lineage: Eukaryota; Metazoa; Chordata; Amphibia; Anura; Pipidae
Gene: or11an17b
Product: olfactory receptor family 11 subfamily AN member 17B
Exons: 1
Coding region: 1-987 (328 amino acids)
Biological process (GO): signal transduction; G protein-coupled receptor signaling pathway; detection of chemical stimulus involved in sensory perception of smell
Cellular component (GO): plasma membrane; membrane
Molecular function (GO): G protein-coupled receptor activity; olfactory receptor activity
Source: RefSeq, a predicted model, not a curated record